AUGACGAGAAAAUGUGUCGUUUGUCAAAAAUUGUAUACUAAGACAUCAGAGAAAUCGUUUCAUUCUUUUCCUAAAAAUGAAGAUCGUAAGUUAUUGUGGUUAAAAGCUUGUAAUUUAAAAUUGUGCUUGCCAUCUUACAAGGUAUGCAAUGAUCAUUUUUUGCCAGAAAAUUAUCUACCCAGUGGGUAUCUCAAAAGUAAUGCUGUUCCAUUCCUAGCAUCUACAAGUACAGAUAUCAAACUUUUGGACUAUCAUAGUACAUCUAGCCUUUGUCCAAGUCCUAUGAAACGGCCAUGUGUUGAACCCAAAGCUUCUACGAGUACAGAUAUUGAACCUUUGAACUAUCAUGGUACUGGUACAUCUAGCUCUUGUUCAAGUCCUAUAAAACGGUCAUAUGUUGAACCCAAAGCUUCUAUGAGUACAGAUAUUGACCAUGAUUAUUUAAGUCAUUGUCAAAGUCCUAUAAAACGCAAGGUGUUAAAUUCCAACUCAAUUGGAGUUUUAUCACCAAGUCAUUUUAGAACUCCGAGAAAGGCAAAGAGACAUUUAAACAUGGUAAAGAACAAAUAUAAGGAAAAGCAAAUUGAAAAUGAAAACCUCAAAAAACGAUUAAAAAGACUAACAGAAAAACUUAAUACUUAUGAUGAUCUUGUUCUGAAAUUACAUCAAAAACAAUUUUUAACUGAGAAUGCAUCUGUCCACUUGCAGGUAAAUUGUUGA
Messenger RNA from Rhopalosiphum padi (bird cherry-oat aphid), 720 nucleotides. RefSeq lists its product as uncharacterized. The coding region runs from base 1 to 720 and encodes 239 amino acids. The record is from RefSeq and is a predicted model, not a curated record. The transcript is spliced from 5 exons. NCBI's taxonomy places the organism in Eukaryota, Metazoa, Arthropoda, Insecta, Hemiptera, Aphididae.